Messenger RNA from Oreochromis niloticus (Nile tilapia), 867 nucleotides. RefSeq names its product glutathione peroxidase 9 (gene gpx9). NCBI's taxonomy places the organism in Eukaryota, Metazoa, Chordata, Actinopteri, Cichliformes, Cichlidae. The transcript is spliced from 5 exons. Gene Ontology annotation, molecular function: glutathione peroxidase activity. Gene Ontology annotation, biological process: response to oxidative stress. Bases 244 to 636 code for a protein of 130 amino acids. The record is from RefSeq and is a predicted model, not a curated record.
AUUUCAGUGGAUGAGACGAGCCAACAGUCUAGUUGAGUGAAUACUCACUCUUGACUGACUCUAGUCGCAUAGACAAGCUAAAGAACAAGUAUGGCAAAUAAAUCGGUCUAUGAUUUCUCUGCUGAGACCCUGGAUGGACAGCCGGUUCCACUCAGUAACUACAGAGGUAAAGUGCUUCUCAUCGUCAACGUUGCAACAUUCUGAGGGUCAACAAUAGAGGAGUACCACCGACUGAAUGCACUCAUGGAAAUGUUUGGCCACCUCAAUUUCACUGUCUUAGGAUUCCCCUGCAACCAGUUUGGUCUCCAAUCUCCUGAGGUGAAUCAUGAAAUGCUCAAUAUUUUGAAGUAUGUCAGACCUGGUGGGGGCUUUGUGCCAAAGUUUCCCGUCUUCAGCAAGGUUGAGGUGAAUGGCUUAAACGAAGAUCCUCUUUUCACCUUUCUGAAGGAAUCUUUGCCAUUUGUCAACCCUGUUAUUGGAGACAUAAAGAAAUUCUACUGGUCUCCGAUCAAAGUCAAUGACAUUCGCUGGAAUUUUGAGAAGUUUCUCAUUACUGCAAAUGGCAUGCCCUUCAAAAGGUAUGAACUUCACUGUCCCAUUGUGCAAGUGGAAAAAGACAUAGCAGAACUUCUCUGAUGUUUUUUUUUAAAUAUGUCGCUGGUGGCAGAGUGACGAUCCCCCAGUAAAUGCACAAGUGCACCUGAGCUGGAUCUGAUGGGAAGAGGAACGUGUCUUGGAGCUUCAGUGCAUUCACUCUGAGAACAAGUUCCCUUCUGCCACUUAAUGCGUUUUCAUGUCACUGCCACAUUAUUCUUUAAUGUGAUGGUGUCUGCUAUUAAAAGAACAGAUGUAAAUAAAACACUGUAU